AUGCCGCCUCCUUGUCUUUUUCUCCUCUCCCUGAUCCAUGUCCCCUCCCCACCGUCCCCGUCAGAGGAGGGCCCAGUGAUCGACCUGCUGCGAUUCAUCUACACGGGCGACAUGGCAGAGGGUAGCAGCGACCCACAAGACAUCAUCAAGAUGUACCUCGUGGCAGACAAGUUCGGCGUCGCCUCCUACAUGAAGAUCUGCCUCGAGCGCCUCGUAAACCUCCCCAUGACCGUCCCCACCGCCCGCCUCUUCCUCUCCCUCCCCGACUCCAUGCACUCGCAUAGGGGAGUCGCGCAGCUGUUGGAAGCUUCCCGAGGGAUCCUGGUGGCGCAUUUUAGAGAUCUGGAGCGGGUGCAUAAGGGGGAGGAGUUUCUAGAGCUGCCGCGCGAAGCUGUGCGUCUGGCAGAGCAUGUGCGGUUUCCGCUCAUGACAGGGGAUGACCUCGAGCACGUGGUGUUGUGUCCCACCAUUGAGUAUUUAUGCCCUCUUCUCAUUCCACCACACUACACCACCCACCACUGCAGGCAGGCAGCAGUGCGUCUGGCGGAGCACGUGCGGUUCCCGCUCAUGACAGGGGAUGACCUCGAGGACGUAGUGCUCAAGGCACCAGAGAUGCUUGACAUUCACCUGCACUUGGAGAACAGCCACGGCGUGCAGCCGGAGAUCCAUGUAACACCUAAGGCCCAGGCAUGGCUCAUUCGCAACCUCAUACCGCACUGGGGAGGGGAUGAUGGCACUGAGACGCUUGACAUUCACCUGCACUUGGAGAACAGCCACGGCGUGCAGCCGGAGAUCCAGGGUUUUUCUUCACCUCCUUCCCUGCUUCCUUCGCCCCCCCACUUCCUCCAACCCCUUCCAUCUCACUCCCCCUCCACCCCUCCCCUCCCAUUCCCCCCGACCCCCCUUCUCUUUGUUCCCCUGCUAUCCCACGUGAGCUUCAUAUUCUAUGCCAAGAGGUGGCUGGAAGCUUCAUAUUUUUACGCCAAGAGGUGGCCCGAGGGCCAGUUCAACUACCUGCGCGACCGCGUGACCAAGGGGUUUGGCCACAAAGCGAGCAACUGGGGGUACAGCAAAAUUUCUUCUCCUCUUCCCUCUCCCCCCCUCUUUUUACAUUAA
This is a messenger RNA of Closterium sp. Yama58-4, 1116 nucleotides long. NCBI's taxonomy places the organism in Eukaryota, Viridiplantae, Streptophyta, Zygnematophyceae, Desmidiales, Closteriaceae. The record is from the annotation of a GenBank genome assembly.